AUGUCGGAGUCAGAGAACGCUACAAAUAACACGGGGAACGCGCUCAUCUUGGCACAGAUACACCAGAGUAUUCUGAUUAUCCGUACACCAAACGAAGUUGAGGAAGCCCUCGCCUUGGUGUCCGUUGCCCCCGACUACCUUAGGCCCCGUUAUUGUCAAGUCGAUAUCGGCCUGGACGAAGGCGCACCUACAUCUGCAGCGCAGAUAUGUCGUCUUCUUCAGCUUCUCCCGGAGGUUGAAGAUCUCUGCAUCACUCUCCCGCUCGCUAUCGCCCAGGGCGCUUUCAACCGCGUGUUCCUUCGCAGCCUCACCAAGUUUUCCACCAACUUGCAGUUCUCCACCAUCUCCAAGUUCUUGUCUUUGCAUCCCCGCAUCGACACGAUCGCUCUUAUGUGCCAGCCCACCAUUCCCUAUGAACCUUACGCCGUCUCGCCGAUCCUCAAUCAACUCCGCGUUCCCUUCCUUGGCCUCCACACCCUUUCCGUGGACGUUAACCACGUCGGGGACUGCAUGUCCGACAGUCUGGAGCAAAUUUUGAAGAAUACCGUCAUUCGCCAGACACUAUUCCCUCACCUCCGACGCUUGAUCGUCCAGACGACACCCGGAGAUGUGCCACUGAUGCGGGCGAUAUCUCGUGUCUUCCCCAAUGUUUCCGACCUUACUAUAACGGAAACGACUGGGAUACCUGGUCGGACUCUUCGAGACCGCGUCAUGGUCAGACGGCCGUGGAGUGACGUUGCGGAUUGGCGUCAGCUGCUGCGCAGUCUGCAGUGCCUUGAACACCUAUCCCUGUACGUUACUUGUCCGCUGUUCUCUGGCGACCUCGGCGACAUCGACGGGGAGUGGGGAACGAUUGACGGGUGGAUCACAUUGAAUCCUCCUGGGCUUCCCCACCCUACGCUUCGUCGCAUCCAAUUGGCGUACUCCGCGCAGUCUGGCUUUCCCCCUGGGGUGUUGUCGACGUGGCAGCGCAUCUGUGUAGAAAGUAUCGAGGACUCUGGUCAUCAACAGAGCCAAGUGCUUGAAGGUGGCCUGGAAGGUAGUCAGAUAACGCAUAUCUGCGUAACGCCGCUUCAAAGACGCGAGUUUCGGGGCGAACCACUCGCUAGGGAGGUCGGCUUCCGGCGGAGUGAUCAAGGCUUUCGCAAGGGACUCGUAGCAGUCAUGAAGGGAAAUCAGGUCUUGUCCAAGUCCGUGCAGCUUCCCGGCGACAUCGUCGCAUGCUCCGCGCAGCCCUUCGAGCUCCGCCGCGAUCUGAACGAGCUUACUUCGAUCAGCUGCACACUGAGACUUCAGAGCCGACAUGUCCAGCUCGAUGCCCGCCUGGCCAUCCCGCAACGUUGCUAUGUGUUCGAUCUCCGAAGUUGCUGCGGCAUUCCUGUCCGAGUUGUGCAUGGCAUCUGUGAUGCCGUCGGGAUCAACUUGAGCGCCGCAGCAUUAUAA
Epithele typhae is the source of this 1443-nucleotide messenger RNA. RefSeq lists its product as uncharacterized. The record is from RefSeq and is a predicted model, not a curated record. Lineage: Eukaryota; Fungi; Basidiomycota; Agaricomycetes; Polyporales; Epitheliaceae. The transcript is spliced from 7 exons. The coding region runs from base 1 to 1443 and encodes 480 amino acids.